This is a messenger RNA of Rotaria sp. Silwood1, 8553 nucleotides long. The record is from the annotation of a GenBank genome assembly. NCBI's taxonomy places the organism in Eukaryota, Metazoa, Rotifera, Eurotatoria, Philodinida, Philodinidae.
AUGUUCUGGUAUAAUUCCUUAAUACGAUUAAAACUGCCACAUUUGGCAAUUAUCAUUACUUUCAUCUCAAUGUUCGCAUGCAUUAAAUGUACAACGACGCAAACAACAAAGAAUAGUACACGGUCGAAAGAAAAACAAGCACUGUCAGCAGAAAUACGCGAUUAUAAAUCCAUUGAUACUAGCGUUGAAAUUACUCCGAUUAAUGAAGGAUUUAUAAUAAUUUCUGAUAACCAGAAUAAAAAGAAUCCUCCAACAAUAUCUUCGACCUCAGCUAGACCCAAAUCAUUAAAACGAGUUUCUACAUCAAGAAACUUGCUUGAUGUGUCGUCGACAACAUGUAAAACUGAACUUCAAAGAACAUCCACCUCUACUAGCAUUAUUACAACUACAACAUUACAAAAAACACCAAAUGAGACAGUAACCUUAAUUACUGAUCAUUCGCAGAGGCGUCUUGGUCGACGAUUACUAAAUGACCCAAGCUACGAUACAGAAAUCGAUCUACCAUCAACAGAAACAUUACUCGAUGAUGAUAGUGACGUUCAAACCUUUCUGAAAUUCGAUGAUACGAACUUGAAUAAACAGUUAAUUGGUGUAGAAGCUAUGAUAGAUGGCAGUGGAGAGACUACGGAAGAUACUACAACAGGAACAUCUAAUUAUACUGCCAGUACUACAACAACAAGCGAAGCAACCAUUUCUGAAAGAACAUCAUCAUUGUCAUUAGAGCAGACAACAGGUACGCAAUCAAAAGACACACAUAUUCAGAAAUCUUACGAAACGACUCAAUAUUUAGGUACAGCUGCACUAAAUGAAAGUUCGACGAUUACUGUAGCCUUCACUAGUCAGAACACAACUACCUACGCACAGGAAUCUGGUGCUACAACUUCACUAACACCAGAUACAGUAUCCCUCGCUACUGGCACUAAUAUCAACACUUUUAGAGAGACCAGUGCAGCGAUUACAACAUCAAUCCUUACAGAAUCAACCGAAACUAGAACGACCACUACCAUUGAAGGAGCUACUCCGGUCACUUCCACUGUGACAAUGAUAGACAUGCUUAGUACAGACACUACGACAUCAACGCGUACGAGCUCAGAAACAAUCGAAGUAGGAUCUACCAUUGCAUCACCUGAACCACUACUAGUCACAACAUCAAUGACCACCAUUACAGAACUACAGGGAACUGAUUUCACUACAUCAACAGCAGAACAAACAGGAACAAUCACAACAUUCACCACAACUAUGACUGGAUCAUUGGGCACUGAAUCUACUACCGAACCAGUUGAACUCACAGGUAUUACAAUACCAACCACCACUAUCAAAGUACCGCUCGGAACUGGUUCUACUUUGACAGAAGGCGGACUAACAGAAACCAUCACAUCAACAACUACAAUAACAUCAUCAAUUGGCACAGUUUCUAACACAACCAUAGUUGAACUGACUGAAACCACAACAUCUAUCAACACUGUUACAGAAUUACUCAGUGGUUCCACCACAACCAUAACGGAGCACACUGGAAGCAUAACAUCGACAGCAACCAUUACAGAGCUAGUCGGUUCUGCUUCUACUACUAUAACAGCCCAACCAACAGUGACAGCGACGUCAACAAGUAUCUUUACAGAAUCGUUGGGAAUUGGUUUCACCACAACAGCAACUGAACAAACAGCAAUCAUGACACCUACUACAAGUAUUGCAGAAUCAGUCAGUACUGCUUCUACGACCACAACAGUCUCACCUACAGAAAUAACGACAUCAACAGGUGUCUUCACAGGAUCGCUCGAAACUGGUUCUACGACGACAACCACUGAACAAACAGGAACCACAACUUCAACAAGCAUCUUUACAGAAUCUGUGGGAACUGGUCCUACUACUACAACAACUCAACCAACAGGAACCACGACAUCAACAACUAUCUAUACAGCAUCGUUGGGAACUGCUUUUACGACUAUAACAGCUCAAUCAACAGUGACAGUGACAUCAACAAGUAUCCUUACAGAAUCUGUCGGAACUGGUUCCACCACGACUAUAACUGAACAAACAGCAAUUAUAACACCUACAACAACUAUACCAGAAUCAGUCGGCACAGCUUCUACGACUACAACAGUUCAAUCAACAGAAACAUCGACGUCAACAAGCAUCUUUACAGAAUCGCUAGCAACUGGUUCAACUACGGCAUCUGUUGAAAUAACAGGAACAACCACAUCUACUACUGUGCAUACGGAAUCCAUUAGCGCACUUACCCCAACGACUAUAAGUGACACGAUAACAAGUGGCACAACAACAACUACAUCAAGUUUCGAAUCACUUGGAACUGCUACUACCGAAACUUCCAAACAGCCAACACAAAACGCAACCUCAGGCUAUACACAAACAGAGCUGGCUGCAAGUCCCACUGAUACUACCACUUCAGAAGCAACUAGAACCACAACAUUCAUUACCACAUUAACGGAACCAUCGCAAACCGAUACAGUAACUUCUAGCCAAACUGCAUCAGCAGCGGAAACCUUCACUAGCACAACAUUAGUAUCGCUUGUCUCUAGCUCAAGCACAAAUAUCUCUGAACACACAGAAACCCUUAUCUCAUCAGCAACUGUACCGGUAUCCGUUGCUGACAAUACUACAGGCACACUACAAAGUACACCUAGUACAACAUCGGUAACAACAACUAUAGCUUCUAUUAGCACUGGCUUCACUGGCACCAUAAACCUGUUAAUCAGUAGUACAGUCUCGACAACAAUCACCACAUCAUCAUUUAACACUGGUUCAGCCACGAUCACACAAGAACGCGCAGAAAGCACAGUUUCUACCACAAUAACACCAGAAUUUACUGGUAGUACCCUAUCCACCAUAACAAGCACCACAACUAUUGCUACAGGCACAACUACUAUAACACCUGAAUUAACAGCUAGCACGGAGUCUACAACAUCCAGUACCUCAACACUUGGUACAGGCACCACCACAAUAACACCAGAAUUUACUGGUAGUACUGUAUCCACAACAACAAGCACAGCAAUCAUUGGUAGUACUGUAUCCACAACAACAAGCACAGUAACCGUUGGUACAGGCAUCACCUCAACAACUCUAGACUUCACAGGUAGCACGGAGUCUACAACGUCAAGUACCUCAACAAUUGGUACAGGCACCACAUCAAUAACACCAGAAUUUACUGGCAGUACUGUAUCCACAAUAAUAAGCACCACAAGCAUUGGUACAGGCAUCACCACAACAACGUUCGAAUCCACAGGUAGCACAGUGUCGGCAACAUCAAGUACCUCAACAAUUGGUACAGCCACCACCACAAUAACAGCAGAAUUUGCUAGUAGUACUGUAUCUGGAACAACAAGCAGCUCAACUACUGGUACAGGCACAACUACGAUGACACCAGAAUUCACAGGAAGCACAGAGUCUAGAACAACGACGGCAUCAACGCUUGAGAUUGCCGUGACAGAUAAAGGCUAUAUAACGUUGGAUAAACCUUUGUAUGCUAUCGAGCCGUCUCAAAACGAGUUACCAGAUAUUCCAUAUAUCGCACCGUUUUGGACAAAUCUCGUCUAUGUUAACCGUACAAUUAUUCGGCCAACCAUUUAUACCGGAUUGUCUAAUGGCACAGCUGAAUGGACGAAAGUAUUAGACACUGUUACUGCAGUGAAGGAAAAUGCGAUUAAUGAGGAAGCAGCGGUGUAUCGUGUAGUGAAAAUACGAUGGGAAAAUCUAUUGACGAAGAUGGAUGGUGCUACUACUGGAAAAAUAGCAUCAGACUUUGAAAAUAUUGUAUUCGACGCAUAUCUGAUGAAUGGACCUGGACGGGGCUUCACUCCCGAAUUAUCAACCGGUGGUGAUCGAACUGUCAAACGGAACCCAUGUCCUUGUUCAUUCUAUCAAGCUUCAUCAGAUUUUCGAUUUUAUAAAUUAAAUAGUGAAAAUCGUUUAGAAAAAACUUAUAAUAUAUCAUGUUUUGUUCCAUUAAGCGGUUUUGCACAACGAACCUCAGAUGCGAUAUCCUAUCAACAAACAUGCUGUUUUGAUACCAACGAAGGAUCUCUAAUUACAUCUGGUCCGUUUGCUGGAUCUGUUCUUGAUGCGUCAGCAAUAGAAUCAUUACGAUAUUACAGAAAUCGACCACAACGUAUCAAAGAACGGGAUGAUUGUUGUAUAGCAAAAAAUGGUACAGUUGAUUGGUCUAACUGGUGUAAUUUAUAUUAUGAAAUUAGACCGCCGAGUACAUGUGAUGGUUAUGAACCACCGUCACAAGCUUGGUUCGGUGGUGAUCCACAUAUACUAACAUCAAGUAAUAGUGAUUAUAGUUGCAAUGUAUUUGGUUCGUUUAUAUAUGCUGAAACAACGAAUGAUGCAAAUAAUACAGCAAAUAAUAUUUCUAAUACGGGCACUAGUUCAACAUUUCUAAAAUCUUUAGUAAGUAAUGAAUUAUUUUCAAUUAUUGCCCGAACAAGUAAAACUUCAUCACGUUUACGAAUCGAUCAAUUUUUUAAUCAAUAUAUAACUUAUUUUUCAUCAUUUUCAAUGUAUCUUGGAUCAAAUCGUGAUGUAAUAAUUGAUGUUGAUAUUAAUCAAACAAAUAGUUAUCAAUUCAAAGUAAAUUAUUUACUUAAAAAUGAAAAUAUACCAACAAAUCCAUUUAAAUUAUCCAAUGAUUUUGUUGAAUAUUACUAUUAUCCAGCAUCAUUAAAUGAUUCAUCACAAUUUGCAUUUUCAAUAAUUAAAGAAAAUCAAACGAUAACGGCAAUUAAUUGGAAUACAUUUAGUUCAGAUAACAAAACUGUACCAGUACAAAUUCAAGUACCACAAUUAACUAUAUCGAUUUGGUCUGGCUUAGCUAUGCAAUGUUAUGUUAUAACAAAUAAUAUGGCAUGUACAUUGUUAUUACCAAAAAAAUAUUAUGGUAAUGUUCGAGGUCUUGCUUUUGGUGAUACUACUAACAAUCCAAGUCAAUAUUGUGCUGAUUAUUCACUUAUAUCAAAUGGAACCGAACAACAAUCAUUAACAAGCAGUAGUGUUUUAGAAUGGUUUACUAUGAGUGCAUCUAGUUUGUAUCAAAAUUACAUAAAUAAUUGGGCAUGUCCAAUGAAUAAAACAUCGUCAACAUACAAAUUUUGUGUACAAGAUACAGUUCUUUCUCAAUCACCUCUAUUAGGACAAUUAACUGUAAGAAGUUCAAAUGAUUAUCAAUCAGCUAAUCGAUUUCUUAGUAAUAAAAUACAUACACAUUUGACAUAUUUAUUGGUUUUUCUUGAUUCAUUCUAUUUUUUUUCAGGUGCCAAUCCUCCAAUGGUAACAUUACAAUCACCAGUAUCAUUAAAUGCACCAUAUACAUACUUACUAACGAUACGACAUAACGAUACAUUUCAAAAUCAAACAAAUGCAGCUAUCAAUGUGAUAAUUGAUCGAAAUUCAUCUAUUCCUGUUCAAAUACGUGAUGGAAACACUAGUGUUCCAAACGAUUGUGAAAAGCAAGGUUCAUUUUACUCUUGUCCAUUUGCAUAUACAAACGAAAAUAGAAAUCAAAUUCAAUUAACAGUUAUCGCAUACGAUAUAUCGAAUAAUUUAACAACUUAUCAAAGAAUUCAAUUAAUUGUAAAUGAAUGUGUUAAUGGUCAAGGGAUAUGGAAUAAUCCAACUAUUUUAUCAUCAUCAGUUAGCGUUUUAUUUUGUAUUUGUGAUGACUAUUCUUCUGGAGAGUAUUGCGAGAAACCAGUUGGUUGUAAUGAUAUGACUGCUUGUCUAUUAAAUUUUCUUCCAUAUGUGACGUGUACGACUAAUAAAACUGAAAUAUCAAUAGAUUCUACACAAAUACCAUUUCAAUGUAUCAAUAAUAUAACACGUAUACCUUGUUCGAAUGAUUCAGCAUGCUGUAAACAAGGUUAUCAAUUUCAUAGCGAUGUACAACAAUGUUUAUUUCAAUCAGUUUGUAAUGAAUCGAUAUGUGGUGUAAAUAAUACUUGUCAAAAUUCUGAACUAAAACCUAAUGGAUAUAUAUGUAUGUGUAAUGAUGAUCAAAUUUUCAAUGGAACAACAUGUAUUCAAAAGAAUAUUUGUGAUGAUGCAUCAUCAUAUCCAAAUGGUACUUUACCAUGUACGGGAGAAUUUGAAGAGGGUAUUGAUUCCGGAAAUCAAUGUAUAUGUCAAUGUCGGUCAGGUUUCACAAAUUCAUCAAAUCGUUGCAUAAGUACAUCGACAAACAUAACAUGCAGUAAUAUGACUAAUGUCUGUUAUAAUACAGCAACAUCAUCAAAUGCUUUCUGCCAAUAUCGAACACAAACUUACAAUAAUAGUACUAAUCAAUGUCAAAACACUUUUUGUUUAAACUAUUGUCAAAAUGGUACUUGUUCAACUAGUGAAAAAGGAUAUACGUGCAGUUGUCCUCCUGGAACACAUCUUGAUUAUGCAUUGAAUUGUGCUACAUGUGAAAAGGGAGCAGCUGGUCCUAAUUGUUCAUUACUAUGUGAUUGUGAAUUUGGAGUAUGUAACAUUAAUGCAACAAGUGAAACUGAUAAAUGUUCAUGCGCACCUGGUUAUACAGGUUUAAAAUGUGAUGAAUAUGUUAAUUAUUGUGAUCCACAGAACAAUACAUGUAAUGGAGAUAUAACAAAUCGAAUUUGUAAACUUACACCAACUAAUCGUGAUUCAUAUAAAGAUUUGAAGGCUUACAAUUGUAUUUGUAAAACGGGCUAUUCAGAUGUAUCAGGAGAUGGUAAUUGUACAGAUAUUGAUGAAUGUGCUGUGGCCUCUACAAAAGAAAAUAUUUGUCCAGAGGAUACGACAUCAUGUUUUAAUUCAAAUGGUUCAUAUAGUUGUACUUGUACUCAGGGUUAUGUAAAAGAUAAUUCAUCAAGUACUGGUGCAUGUGUUGAUGAAGAUGAAUGUACAACUAAUCAGUCUGCAUGUUCCUUAUAUACAAAUUCCUAUUGUGUUAAUUUGAGACCAUAUUUUGAAUGUCGUUGUCUUUAUGGUUAUGCGCCAGAUGGUGAUUAUAAUCAAAUUUAUGCAGCUUUGCGAGGUAAUCAAACAUGUAAAAUUUAUAAUCAAUGUGCUGCGAAUCGUAUUGAUUGUGGUGGUGGAACAUGUACUAAUAAUGCAAAUUUUAAUGAUUCAUUACCUUAUUGUUAUUGUAAUAAUUCAUUAAUACUUAUUCAACUAUCAGCAGGAAAAUAUGAUUGUAUAUGUCCAUCUAAUACACAUUAUUAUAAUGGAGGUAUAUGUACAAGACGACCUAAUCCAGAACUAGGUCUUGUUGGAGAAUCAACAUUUCUUAUUCGAGUCGAUUGUAAUAAUAGAACUGCUAUAAUCGAUGAAAUAAUAAGAAGAUUUAAUGAAACAUUCAAAUCGCCAUACAACAUUACAAUUCGAAACAAUACGGCAAAUUGUGAUGAAGCGGGUCGACAAGAUUUACUAUUUGAUAUUCAAACUGAUGAUAAUAUAACAUUACAAAAUGAUGUAUUCGAAAUACUAGAAAAUAUAACAACGAAUCUUAAUCUUGCUCUUUAUACUGUUGGUAAAUGUAACAAUAAAACAGAAUUAGUGAAAAAUGUUACAUCAUGUUAUCUAAUUGAUCUAUGUGAUUUAUGUGGCGGAGAUAUAAAACGUGGUGCAUGUUUACCAGAAACUGGUUUAAGUAAAUGUCACUGUUUUUAUAAUCCUGAUUCAUCAAGACCAUACACGGGCGACUUUUGUUAUCCGACAGAACCUACAUUAACUUCAUCUUCAUCUUCACGUUGGAUACCAAUUCUUGUUGGUGUUUUAGCUGGUCUCGCUGGUUUAUUUUGUGCUAUUACAUGUUGUCUAUUGGCUUUAGCUGCUUGGCGUCGUCGAAGACGACAUCCACAUGACGAAGAUGGAUUACGAAUUCGUCGUAUUUGGCAUUUACCAAGAGCACAAGUACCAGCAACUGUUACAGCUGAAAAUGUUCAAACAUAUUUAAGUAGUACUGCAUCUUCUACAAAUACAGCAUCUAGUGUACCUGAUGAUUCUACAUUAAGUAGCGAUCGUUCAACAUAUCGAACAACUUAUGAUUAUGAUGCAAAUGGAACUGUAAAUAGUGCAUUUUUUAAACAACUUGAUCAAAAUAUGGGUGCAAAAUUACGUGCAACAAUAACAAGACCUGAUACAAGUGCUGUAUUAUCAAGUUUACCAACUUUAACAACAACACAAUCAUUAUCAUCAUCAACAUCAAUAACAUCAAAUAGUGAUGAUCCAAUUGAUGAACUUGAUGCGAUUAUUGAUGAUGAAGAUCUAACAAUGACAUUUCAUGAUCCAUUAGAUGAUCUUUUUCAAAAUAAUGAAAUGCUUGAAGUUAUUAAUCCAAAUUUAAAAUUACCACGUCCGCAAAUUGAUUCAAAACCAACAGAUUUUGAUUUCCAAAGAAUACGAGCUACAGAUAAAUUUCGUAAAGGAUAUAAUGAGUCAAUAUCAUUAACUUCAUUGGCUAAUCAACGAAAUCUAUUAUCCAUAUCAAAAUGUGAUACAUUAAUAGUUGAGCUAGCGUCGGAAUCAAAUAUAAAUCUUACAGAAUCUUCUUUACCACCAAUACUUAAUGGAUGA